CACUUCUCCUAUUUAUAAAUCCAUGCUCAAGAACUUGCAUACUCAGAAACCCAAAGCUGAAUAGUAAAUCAAAUCAGAAAGACAAAGAAAAAGGAAGAAAGUAUGGUAAGAAGAAACGCAGUUCAUGCCACUUCAAGUCUUCCGUCUAGGCUUUGGUGGCCGCAGCAACGGAGGAAAGGAAAAAGGGCCGUCGUGAGAUUAGGAAACCGGCGACGAGGAUUCUUUGUGGGACAACCGCGGACGGUGGUGCAGAGAUGGAGGAUGAACAUCGGAAAACCAAUGAAAAUAAUGAGAAAUAUCAUUUUGGGAAUGAUCUCAAAUGGUGGAAAUGUUAAGUUCUUUGAUGCUUAUCUUUGGUCUUUACCGAUUUUACGUCCUCAGUUGUUUCCACUAUGCUGAUCAUUUGCUACACAGAGUUCUAACUGUAAAACUGUAAUAUUUUUCUUGUUUUAUCUUUCACCCCACUUUUGUAUUAAUCUAAAUAAUUGUCUUUAU
Brassica oleracea var. oleracea is the source of this 495-nucleotide messenger RNA. RefSeq lists its product as uncharacterized. The transcript has a single exon. Bases 103 to 399 code for a protein of 98 amino acids. The record is from RefSeq and is a predicted model, not a curated record. Lineage: Eukaryota; Viridiplantae; Streptophyta; Magnoliopsida; Brassicales; Brassicaceae.